CUGUUUGAAGCAGGCCUCUGUGCUCCUGUACAUGUACUGAACUCACGUAAUUUAGCCCUUUCACAUUUCUGGGAUCUACGUGACACCCACUGACCAAGCACGAAAGGCUCCAAAUGGCUCCUCCCAGAAGUCAUAGUGCAAAACUUGCACAGUUCCUGCUGGUGAUGGAGGGAAUAUUUUCUGACUCCUGUGCCUUAUUCCUAUCUGUAUAUGGCCUUUCUUUCAGUGAUCAGCAAGUGGUUUCUCCUCAUCAGGUCUUUAGAAAGUAGCCGCUCCUCUGCUGGCUACUUCGUAGAUAUGUUAAAUACAUUAUACACCCAUCAGACAGUUUACCAUAUUAAACCCAAUAUACAUAAAACAGCAAAGGGAGAUACUAAGGAACAGCCUAACUUAGGUUUUCAGUCCCUUCUUAACCCCUAGAAAAUGAUGCAAUAUGGCUUUCCCAACCUAUUGCAACCCUGAAAGAGUAAAUAGAGUCUGUGGUUGAUUGCAUAAGCUAAAUGUCCUAUUCUAAGGAGGGCAAGGGGUAAGGAAUGGAGAGUAAAAUAUGGAUGCACAAAGGUAGGAGAUGACGGCAGAGAAGCCCAGCCGGAACAUUUAUUGUCCCAUCUCUUCUUGCCACAUUACUUCUGGUGCCUGAAUUGUGUUAAGCACAGAGCAUUGUGGUCAUGGGAAGAUGUGUUGUUGUGGGAAUAGCAGGAGAGAGCUCUUAGGUUGGGCAUGUUUUCUAGGACAUUGCUCUGACUCAGUAUCAACACUGGACAGCCAAGAGUGCUCUAUAAUGGAGGUGAUACACUCCCUUUUCAUCUCUAUCCCAGUGUUAUGUUAUAGAAGUGAGGAUCUAUUCUUACCCCACAAAGCCCAAAGUCAUAGCUGAAGUUUAGUUUCUUGGAAAGUGAAGACACUGGAGGUUCAGAUGAGAGAAGGGUUUCUCAGUUUUGGCACUGUGGGCAUGUGUCACUGUAUGAUCCCAUAUUUGGGGACUACGAUGUUAGCGAGGUCUCUACCUGCCAGGUGUGAGUAGCACCCUCCAUCGCUCUUUUAUUCUUAUUCUCUUCUCUCCUCUCCUUCUCUCUCUGACUCUGUCUCUUUCUCUCCUCUCCCCCACUCCCCGCCUCUGUGCAUGUGUGUGCACACAAAGGUGAACCUGCCUUCUUCUAUUGCACUCCACCCCCACCUUUUGGAGGCUAUGACUCCGUGAUCCUGAACCUUGUCAAUUCAACGAGGCUGGCUGGGCAGCAAGCCUCCACAUUCCUCCUAUCUCUGCUUCCCUAGCACUAGGAGUACAGGUAGGUGUUGACCUUGAUUUCUUUUUAAACAAACCUACUUUAUUUAGGAUUAUUAAAUGCUUCUACCCCCCUUUCAGUCCCCCAACACUGGGUAGGAUCUGGGUAGGGUCAUAGGAUUCUGUUGGGGGUAAUACCAGUAUCAGUUGCCCAGAAAUCCAGAAGUCCAGGUCACCAGCAAAUCAGCAAAUGUAGCAGCAGGAUGAACCGGCAGCAGGCAGUCCUCCUCCAAGCAGCCGUGCCUUCUUCCUCUGGAUGGUAAUAUUUAUACCCCUCAAAGUCCUCAGAAUUCAACUAAUUCCACCUGGCAAAGACCACGCUCCACACGAGACACUUAACAGGUGUGGGCGAAUGAAAAGCACCAACUUGGAACUUUAACAAAAAACAUGCUUACACAUCAUAAACCAGAACAUUCACGGCAGGCACGCAUUGCUGUAAUCAGCUAUUUACAUUGGUGUUGGAGAGCCAAACUCAGGUUUGAAGAAAGGCAUCAGAUGCUUGGACACCAACUGACCUGUCUCCCUGUUUACCCAUCACCCUUUUGAUAACUGGAAAUAUCUGCGGAUAUUAAUGUUUGGAGACAAAGUGGUCACUGGCUGGGAAACUGGCAGACAGUUGUGGUCCUUGGAAUCUGUGCAGGCGUAGGAAGCAGCCGGCAUAGUACCCAGCUGUUUGUGUACAGCUGCAACCCUAGAUGCUCAGGAGGCCAAGAUGAGAUGCCCUGCAUCUGCGAAUCCAAGAAAGCUCAGCUCACUUUUAUUAUCCCCUGCCCUGGAGCCCCUCUGAGGAUCCCCGUGCAUUACUCUAUGGGAGGACUUCUCAUUGCAAACACACUGCUCAGAACUGAUGGUCACUCUUGUUCAAGGAGCAAGGUAUCACAGGAGAUGUUCUGCCUGCAGAGUUCUCAAGCCUUACACGUUCUGGAGAACAGCCUGAGGAGGCACCUCCCAGAGUCCUUAAAGGUUUAUGGGACUGUCUACCACAUGAAUCAUGGAAAUCCAUUCAAGCUCAAGGCUUUGGUGGACAAGUGGCCUGAUUUUAAUACUCUUGUUAUUCGACCCCAGGAACAGGACAUGACAGAUGACCUUGACAACUACAACAACACUUACCUCAUCUACUCCAAGGAUCCCAAGCACUGUCAGGAAGUUCUUAGCGCAUCAGAAGUCAUUAACUGGAAACAGCAUUUGCAAAUUCAGAGUACACAGUCAAGCCUGGGAAAAGUGAUAGAAAGUCUUGGAGCCAUGAAUUUGAGCGAGGUCAAGCAUACACAGUGUUUUCUCUAUAUGAUAUUUCAAACAGCAAAGAAAUUGACUCCUGCCUUGGUGGAUGAGAAGAACUUAGUAGCCAGCAGUAACAAGCCCAAGCCUUUUGACCGCAAGUUGUUCAAAUUCGCCUCCCUGGAUGCUGCACACGCUGCAUUAGUGGACAGCAGCUGGUCUUUCGGCGGCAACGAGAAAAGCCGGAAGUUCAUUGAGCGCUGUAUCCUCACCCUCCCCAGCUUCUGCAUUAUGGGGCCUGAGGGGAUGCCGGUGUCCUGGGCCCUAGUAGACCACACUGGAGAAAUGAGGAUGGGAGGCACCUCGCCUGAGUACCGGGGUCAGGGUCUCAUUUAUCAUCUUAUGUGCCACCAGAUUCAGACUCUAGAUAACCUCGGCUUCCCCAUGUACGGACACGUGGCGAAGGCUAACUUCACCAUGCAGAGAAUAGCCGCCAUGGUGAAACAUAUCCCCAUGCCUUGUACCUGGAACCAGUGGAACUGCGUUCCUCUGUAAAGCUGUAAGAGUGAUGGGGGUGGGGUGGGUGGGACCGUGCUUGCCGAUGGAGAAGUGGCUGCCAAGCCUGCUGACCUGAGUUUAAUUCCGGGGACCCACACUGUAAGGAGAAUCAGUUUCAUCAAGUUAUCCUCUGACCUCCACAGGUGCGCUGCGACAUGUGCACAUACAAAUAAACAAAUGUGAUUUUUAAAAAGUUUUUUAAAAAAAGAGCAACUGGUGAUAUCUUUGAGCCCAGACAUUUUUUUAUUUUUCAAUGAGUUCUCACUAGUAGUCCCCAUGCCAGCAAAGAGAAAUCAGCAUUGUUCUAUAGGCUGAGCUUCGUUACUUCAUUCUAAUGUUUAUAUUUAAUAAAUCCCUCCUUCAUUCGUGGAAGCUUAAACUCUCGAAGGUCAAGAACUGCUGAGUUUGCAUUCGUAGUAGUUGAGUUCAAAUAUAUUUUCUGGACCAUGUUGCCACAAACAAUUACAGCUCCCACAGAAGGCAGCCCUCUCCGAGUUCUUCACUGCAGGGCUUAAAGCUUGCGGUCGCUCGUUCCCCCGUAGCUCCAAACAGUUGUUUAAGAUGUUUUUUCCCCCCUCAAGUUUCCUGAAAACGACAGAAUAUUUACUUAGUUUUUCAACCUAAAGCCAGCCACACAGGAAUUCAUUUCAAAACCGGGAUUUGAGAUGUGGCUUUUUUAUUCCAUUUUAAAAUCAACUAUGAUUCAGAAAUUUUAAUAAUUUGUUUUGGGGAACCUAUAAAUUAUAUAUAUAUAUAUAGUAUAUAUUUUGUAUAUCACAUAUAGUGUGUAUGUGUGGAUAUAGAUAUAGUUAUAUCCAUUCACAAUCUUAGUUUCUUAAACACUUAAAUAUGUUCCAAACUGUAUUUAUGAAUUUUAUUUUCACUUUAAUAUUUUUAAUGAUUAUUAGCAACAGAAUCAUCCAAAAGAGCAAAUUCUAAAAUUCAAGUAGAGAGCUGGAGAGAGGGCUCAGUAGUUAAGGGCACUAGUUGCUCUUCCAGAGGACCCAAGUUUGAUUCUUAGAACCCAAGUGAUGGCCCACAGCCAUGUUUAAUUUCAACUACAGGGGGUCAAAUGACCUCUUCUGGCCUCUGUGCACACACACACACACACACACACACACACACACACACACACACUAAAGCUUAAAGCAAUAAAUUUCUAAUGUGAGCAUAAUAAAUUUGGAGACUCUAAAGAUACAGAAGCUCUUCCAAACUUUUAGAAAUAUCUAGUAAUAAUAUGAAGGUGAAAGUCUAAAUCAUUUCUCAUUAUACAUUACUAAAUUACCAAUUAAACCUGAGAGAUUCACACUCUAAUACAAAUUCUGCCUCAAGAAAUAAGCAUAUCACAGACGGCCUCUGAAACACUCCACUGAUAACGUGUAUCAAAGCAGAGGCUGGGACUCAUAGCCAAACUUUGGGCAGAAUGCAUAGAAUUUUAUGAAAUAAGGGAGAGAUAUAAAGACUUAGAGGGGACAGGAGCUCCAAAAGGAGACCAACAGAACACCCCCCCAAAAAAAAAACCUGGGCCCUGAGGGCUCUGCAGAGACUAAUACCCCAACCACAGACAAUGCACAGAGAUAACCUAAAACCCCAGUUCAGAUGUAGCCCAUAGACUCAGUCUCCAUGUGGGUUCCCUAGUAAGUGGAGCAGGGGCUAUCUCUGGCAUGAACUCAGUGCCAGGCUCUCUGAUCACCUCUUCCUGUGGAGAGCAGCCUUGCCAGGCCACAGAGGAAGACAUGCUGCCAGACCUGAUGAGACCUCACAGGCUAAGGUCAGAUAGAAGGGGAGGAGGACCUCUGCUAUCAGAGGACUGGGGGAGGAGCAUAGGGGGAGAAGACAGAGGGAAGGCGUGACUGGGAGGGUUCAAGGGAGGGGGCUACAGCCGGGAUACAAAGUGAAUAAAUUGUAAUAAAUAAUAAUUAAUAAAAAGAGGAAAAUUAAAAAGAAAAAAGAUAGAAGCAUAUAAAACAUCAUAAAAGCUGAACUUCCUUUAUAAGAUAAAAUCUUACUAUAUAGUUGAUCUUUCAAAAAUACAUAUUUUAAUAUAUUUUAUAUUUAAUUUUAAUAUAUUUUAAUUACACUCUUUGAGGAUUUUAUACAAGGGUAUUUUGAUCAUAUUCAUGCCCUUGCUUCUCCCUUUAUCAGCUCCUGGAUCUUUCCUCUAAUGUCUCAUUCUAUUUUUUCCCCCUUUUUAAAAUAACAUGACAUACCAUGUCAAAAUUUGUGGUAUUGUGAUCCUCAUGGGUGUGGACCAUCCUUGUCUGAGAACCUUAUUCAUUUCAUUAGUUCAUGUGUUAACUGAUCUAUUGUUACUUUUUAAGUUAUUUAUAUAUUCUAGAUACUAAGCCUUUGUCGGGUGUACAGCUAGCACAGACCGUCUUUCAUUAUAUAUCUGACUCUUUAUUUAACUGUUUACUUUGUUAUGUAAAUCUUUUUGAAUUUAAUAAAGUCUCAGUUGUCAA
Molecule: messenger RNA, 5523 nt
Organism: Psammomys obesus (fat sand rat)
Lineage: Eukaryota; Metazoa; Chordata; Mammalia; Rodentia; Muridae
Product: glycine N-acyltransferase-like protein Keg1
Exons: 7
Coding region: 2003-3058 (351 amino acids)
Cellular component (GO): mitochondrion
Molecular function (GO): glycine N-acyltransferase activity
Source: RefSeq, a predicted model, not a curated record